AUGUCUUCCACCACAGCGCAGCCCCUCAAAGUGACCCCAGCAACAUUAGCCAAAUCUCCGACAGAGAGCUGUUCACAGGAAAAAACACCGGUUGCUACGAACCCCACAUCGAUCCAGACCAGCACCGUGAAAUUGGACAGUAUCUCAAGUCCGCAUGAACUCACCGCUUUUGUAGAGACAUUAUUGGAACAGCUGGAUUCCAAGUUCGAUGAAAUGUCGUCUCAGAUUCUAGAUCGCAUGACGCAGAUGGCAACAAGAGUUGAUGCCCUUGAAGCUUCAAUACAGGAUAUCAUUAGUGGCGAUGUACCUCAGUCACCUUCAAUGUGA
Marasmius oreades (fairy-ring Marasmius) is the source of this 327-nucleotide messenger RNA. RefSeq lists its product as uncharacterized. Gene Ontology annotation, molecular function: transcription corepressor activity. Gene Ontology annotation, cellular component: cytosol; nucleus. The coding region runs from base 1 to 327 and encodes 108 amino acids. The record is from RefSeq and is a predicted model, not a curated record. Gene Ontology annotation, biological process: cellular heat acclimation. The transcript is spliced from 3 exons. Lineage: Eukaryota; Fungi; Basidiomycota; Agaricomycetes; Agaricales; Marasmiaceae.